Scaptodrosophila lebanonensis is the source of this 936-nucleotide messenger RNA. RefSeq names its product zinc metalloproteinase nas-7. Gene Ontology annotation, biological process: proteolysis. NCBI's taxonomy places the organism in Eukaryota, Metazoa, Arthropoda, Insecta, Diptera, Drosophilidae. Bases 1 to 936 code for a protein of 311 amino acids. The transcript has 4 exons. The record is from RefSeq and is a predicted model, not a curated record. Gene Ontology annotation, molecular function: metalloendopeptidase activity; zinc ion binding.
AUGACAGCCACGAUAGUUUACGGCCUAACUCUCUCGAUGGUCAUGACCGUGGCCAUGGGCGCAACGCCCCUGGCCCGCUGGCAGCCAUUGGUGCCGCCCCCGCCCCGCUGGGGUGCCAACAUGCUUAUGCUAAGACGCCACAACAGUCCCGCCUUCGACUUUUGGACCGAGGACAGUGAUACGAAUAUUUGGGAGCACUGCGGACUCUUCGAGGGCGACAUAAUGCUGCAUCGGGAACUCAUUAGGAAUGGGCUGCUCAACGAGCGACUCAUUUGGCCGGAUGCGACGGUACCCUUCUACAUAGAUCCCAAUGAUUUCUCAAACAACCAGACCAUGAUCAUACUAAAGGCUUUCAAGGAGUAUCACGACAAGACCUGCAUUCGCUUCCGUCCCUACGAGCAGGGCGACAAAAAUUGGUUGGUGAUCAAAGGGAACUAUUCGGGCUGUUGGUCUAGUGUGGGGCGACGCCAGGGCGGCCAAGUUCUGAAUCUUAACACGCCCAAGUGCGUGACUCACGGCGUGGCUGUGCACGAGCUGUUGCAUGCACUCGGCUUCUAUCACCAGCAGAGCGCCACGGAACGGGACGAGUAUGUGAAGAUAAAUUGGGAGAAUAUUCUGGAUGGACAUGCGCACAACUUUAACAAAUACGCACGCACCCACAUCAGCAAUUUUGGAGUGGAGUACGACUAUCAGAGCGUGAUGCACUAUAGUUCCAAGGCAUUCAGCAAGAAUGGCAAGGCAACCAUUGAGCCCCUGGACCCGUACGCGACUCUGGGUCAGCGGCGUGGGCUGUCGAAGAAGGAUAUUGCAAAACUAAACGAGAUGUACGAGCAGGACUGCAAUGAAAAUUUCUUCUUCAGCUUCGAUCGCUUCUCCGAAUAUCUGAACAAUCUUAUUGACUACUUUCAGGGUGAUAUCGAGGGAUUUUUUGGUUGA